Molecule: messenger RNA, 507 nt
Organism: Malus domestica (apple)
Lineage: Eukaryota; Viridiplantae; Streptophyta; Magnoliopsida; Rosales; Rosaceae
Product: probable galactinol--sucrose galactosyltransferase 2
Source: RefSeq, a predicted model, not a curated record
UUCUAACAAGUAAUAGUCUUCUCCUCUCUGAUUGUUGAUGUUAUACAUAGCCUUCUAAAGAUAUGAAAUUUGAACUAAUGCAAUGGAGUUUUAGGCAUUUUCAAUUGCCAAGGAGCAGGGAAUUGGCCUUGUCUAGAACAUGUUCCGGUAGAAGUUAGUGCUGAACUAUCUGGGAAGGUGUCCCCUGCCGAUAUUGAGUAUUUCGAUGAGGUUUCUGGCAAGCUAUGGACAGGAGAUUGGUGCAGUCUAUUCCUUCGCAAAAGGGCGGUCUGUCUCGGUUACCAAAGGACAAGUCAUUUAGCGUAGCAUUAAGAGUCAUCCAGUGCGAUGUCUUUACUAUAUCUCCUAUUAAGGUUUACAAGCAAAACAUUGAAUUUGCAGCGAUUGGAUUAUUGAACAUGUACAAUUCGUGUGGAGCUGUUGAAGCAGUUGAGUGCUUUAUUCAAAAUUCUAGCAGUGAAAUACACAUCUAGGGACGAUGAGGUGGUAGCUUUGGAGCUUACUCGA